AUGGAACCGGCGCGGCUCGACAGCUGGGGCGGGGGGGGCAGGCCGCCUGCCUGCUUUCAAGAUCAGCAUUCUCGCGAUCUCCAGGCUCCGUUGGAAAGCUUGGAAUUGGCCUUCUGCUCCCUCGUUCCCGCCGACCUCGCCUUCCUCUCCCAAAGCUUCCAUGCUCCGGCCCUCAAGCGCCUGGACCUGAGCAGCCAUGACUUCUCCCAGGGCCUCCUGGAGCAUCUGUGGCUGCUCCUGGAGGAAACCUCAGCCUCGCUGCUGCACCUGGAUCUCAUGGAAUGCUGCAUGGCCGACUCCCAUCUGGACGCGCUACUGCCGACGCUGCGCCACUGCUCGUGCCUGUGUUUCCUGGGAGUCUACGGCAAUCCCCUGUCCACGGCCACGCUCAAGGAUCUGCUCCAGAAAACCUUGGAGCUGCGCGACGUCCACCUGGUCGUCUAUGCCUUCCCGUGGUUUGCUGCAAGCCGCCGGAAUCCGCCUGGAAUUUUGAGGCACCAGUGGACGAGGAACUUUUGGCGGCAGUCAACGUUGAGUUUUGCCAAAUGUUGGCGAAUUCCAGGAGGAGUGACCUAGUGUGGACUUCCAACCCCUACGGCCACGGAACCUUGGACUUCUUCUCCUUGUGAUUUGGGAAAAGCUCGGAGCCUUCAUGGUGGAAAAGUUCCAGCACCUUAAUUCCAAAUUCUUCAUCCCAAAAUCCAAAUUCUUCAUCCCAAAGUCCAAAUCCUUCAUCCCAAAAUUCUGCCUCAUCCCCUUUUUUUUCCUUUAUUUUGGUGCUUUUCUGUCUGGUUUUUAUAUUUUUUCACCCCAUCCUGGUGUUUUGUGUUUUAUUUUAGGG
Molecule: messenger RNA, 841 nt
Organism: Zonotrichia leucophrys gambelii
Lineage: Eukaryota; Metazoa; Chordata; Aves; Passeriformes; Passerellidae
Product: leucine-rich repeat-containing protein 14-like
Exons: 2
Coding region: 1-576 (191 amino acids)
Cellular component (GO): cytoplasm
Source: RefSeq, a predicted model, not a curated record